AUGAAAGGUCGAUUCGCCCCAGCGCGAACGUUAUUCCUACGCCCGGGUUCGAGGGUACUUCCAGCACUCUUUACCGUUGGGAUCGCUCUGAAAGCUAUCAUUCUCUUUCUUGAGGCGCACGGCAAACAGAAGUUGAUUUCCUCCGCCCGAUUUCUGCACGCAGCACCGGAGGAUCUGGCGAAUCUUUACGCGAGGUCGACGGUAUGGUGGAUCAAUAAGCUACUCUUGGCUGGCUAUAAAGACUUGCUCAACACCGACAAGCUGCCCAAUGUUGAGGCUGAUCUCAACUCUGAAGUGGUGUAUGCGUCGUUUGAAGCUGAGUGGAGGAAGCGCUCUGCCACGAAAGGAAGAGUCCUCUGGCGUGUUCUCCUCUCCACCGCGAGAUUGGAUUUGCUCGGCAUUGUAGUGCCUCGACUCUGCCUGAGUGCUUUUAAGCUAUCGCAACCAUUGCUCAUAGCACGGAUUACGACACUGCUCCACCAUGGCAUCGAUACGGACAGCGACACCAACCGUGCACGGGGAUUGAUUGCGGCUACCGCAUGCAUCUACAUUGGAGUAGCCAUCACAAAGGCCAUGUAUCAGCGUGGGCUGCAUCGCCUGCUGACUAGACUACGCAGUGGCCUGAUAGCUGCGCUAUAUGCUAAUGCGAUGCGCAUGGAUUCUUACAGCUUGAGGGAUGGCGCAAUUCUGGCUUUGGUGACUGCUGAUGUCACUCGAAUCUGCACUUCGUUGAAGAACCUGGAUCAACUUUUUGCAGCCCCUAUCGAGAUUGGAGUGGCCAUCUACCUUCUUCAACUCCAAGUCGGAGUCCCCGCCGUUGCUACGGUGGUACUUGUUGUUUCUCUGACUGGAUUUGGCUUGCUAGGGUCUAGGUGGGGGGUGGAAAUGCAAAAGGAAUGGCUUGCCCACGUUUCUGAGCGCGUCAGUUACACAUCAGCUGUACUCGGCCUACCGAAGGCAUUCAAGAUGCUUGGUCUUGAGGAUUACUUCAUCGAGCGAAUCCAGCAUCUGCGCGAGCUAGAGCUUGCUAAGAUGGCUCAGUAUAGGGUCUACGUGGCAUGGAGGAACGUACUGGGCGUGAUUCCUGUCCAAUUUGCGCCACCGCUGACUUUGACGAUAUUGACCUUUGUGAACGGGAGAGAAGCUCUGAAUACCACUUCAGCCUUCACAACUUUGGCCCUGGUCGCCUUGCUCACUUUGCCAACAAUGGAACUCAUGCAUGCAUUCCCACAGUUCCUCACAGCAAUGGCUAGUCUAGACCGCGUGGAGGCUUUCUUGCAUCGGAGAACUCUGUCGCCGCAAACGAAGGCGAAUGUUGAGAAUUCUGACAGCCAGGAAGACAUAUCGUUGAAGGAUCUGAAGCCUUCAAUUCCCCACUCGAGUCUUUCUGAAGCCCCAUACAUUGUACGGUUGCGAAAUGCGUCGGUCGAAGCGGGAGCAGAGGAUAAACCAGUCCUGCGAAACAUAACGUUGAACAUUCGGCAAGGCCAGAUGACUGUGAUCAUCGGACCAGUUGGCUGUGGAAAGUCGACCCUGCUCAAAGCUCUCAUUGGUGACUUGGAUUUAUCUGAAGGCCAUCGCGAUGCAUCUCCCGAGGCGAAAUUCGCUUAUUGCUCUCAAGAACCCUGGCUUCCUAACGAGACUGUCCGGGAUACUAUCGUCCAGCAUACCACGCUUGACAUCCAAUGGUACCACACCGUCGUCAGCGCUUGUGUGCUCGUUCCUGACGUUGAAAGACUCGACAAAGGACAUAUUACUAUGGUUGGGGCAUUGAGUGGCGGCCAACGGCAACGAGUGGCACUCGCUCGAGCUCUUUACUCCGAUAACAGGGUCCUAGUUGUAGACGAUAUAUUCCGGGGACUCGAUGCAAACACCUCACGGCAACUUUUCACAAGAGUCUUCGGUCCGCUUGGUCUGUGUAAAGCCCGUGGUAUUACUGUAGUCAUGGCUACUCACUCGGUACAAUUCCUAUCAGAGGUCGACUUUGUGGUUUCUUGCAUCGAUGGAACGAUCGCCGAGCAAGGGACGUACGAACAACUUCGCAUCAACGCCGGAUAUGUCAGUCAACUUCCGCUCAUUAGCGAAGAGAAGGACACGGAGGACAUCUCAGGGGAAACCACACAUAGCUCACGGGAAAUGACAACUCCAUCAAUGCCAGCGGAGGCAGCCCUAGCGGAACAAGAUCUGGCUCGACGCACUGGAGAUAGAGCAGUCUAUUACUACUACUUGAAAUUCAUCGGACUUUGGCCUUGCCUUUUUGCGGCGGUUGCCGCUGCAACUUGCGCGUUUGGAGAGAAGUUUGCCGACAUCUGGUUCAAAUGGUGGGCAGAAGCGGAGGGCGGUACCACAACCACUCACCAUUCUCUCGGGCAUUAUAUCGGCGUUKCCUUCCUCCUUGCCUUCAUCGCAUGUGCCGCACAGGGCGCUCUGAUCUGGAUCCUGACCGUUGUUGCYGCAUCUUCAAGCUCUGCACGGCUACACAAGCAGCUUUUAAAAGCAGUGAUGAGGGCUACCUACAAGUUCUUCAUCGAAACCGAUCCGGGUGUAACUUUGAACCGGUUUUCGACCGACAUGUCGAUCAUUGAGUCCGAAUUGAUUGUAUCGUUUAUGCAGUUCUGCGACGGUACUGCGCUUUGUAUCGUUGCCGCUGUGCUUAUCUUCAUCGGUUCACGGUACUCACCAGCGGCACUCGUCUUCGCCUUCAUAGCCAUUUAUCUGGUUCAGCGGAUCUAUCUACGGACAUCGCGACAGUUGAGAUUCUUAGAGUUGGAAGCUCUGGCGCCGCUUCUUACUCACUGCAGGGACACAAUCACCCCAGACGGAGUUACGUCCAUCCGCGCCUUCGGCUGGCAACAUUCAUGCUUCCAAGAAUGCAAACGUCUGCUUGAUAGAUCACAACGAUCUUUCUAUUUGAUGCUCAGCAUUCAAAGAUGGCUGAACCUGGUUCUUUCGUUGAUUACAGCAGCAACAGCUACAGUUGUAGUAACAUUGGCCCUCACUAUACCGGCGGCAUCCUCUGCCGGAGCAAUUGGAGUGUCCCUCCUCGGGGUCAUUAGCUUCAGCUCCCAACUGUCAUUUCUCAUCGAAGCCUGGACCAUGUUGGAGACCUCCCUCGGCGCAGUCGCACGGUGUAAGAACUUUGUAGAGACGGUGCCUACAGACGUAGGGAAGGAAACGGUCUCACCACCGAGCUUCUGGCCAACGCAAGGCAUCGUGGAGUUCAAAAAAGUGACUGCUUCGUACAAUGUCGACAAAGAGGUACUGAGGGAUAUAACACUUUCCAUCUCUGCCGGCGAGAAGGUCGGAAUUUGCGGCCGAAGCGGCAGUGGGAAAAGCUCCCUCCUCCUUGCCCUGUUCCGCCUUCUAGACAUCCAAUCUACCGGAAGCAUCGAAAUUGAUGGGAUUGACAUUUCGACUCUGCCACUGCAGGACUUGCGCCAAAGAUUGACGGCUAUCCCGCAGGAGAUUCUCAUAUACCCAGGAAGCAUCUACACCAACCUGGAUCCUUUGGGUCGCAGCUCGAUUGUCCUCGCGAAGAUGGCCCUACAGAAAGUUAGUCUUCAGGAGCUUGCAAAUGGUAGCUUAGACGUCGAGAUGAAUUCCCUGAGCCUGACUCCAGGCCAACUGCAGCUGUUCGCCAUAGCUCGAGCGCUUCUGCGUCCGACAAAAGUGCUUGUUCUCGACGAAAUAAGCAGUUCCACAGACGAUGUAACAGAAGAGUUCAUUAUCCGUUUGGUGAAGGAAGAGUUCAGGGCUAGUACUGUCAUUGCGGUAGCACAUCGUCUGAAGACUAUUGUUGACUUUGACAAAGUUGUUAUUAUUGACCAGGGGUCCAUUGUUGAAGUUGGUCCACCACGAGAUCUGUUGGGUCAAGCAGAUAGUAUAUUUAGGCGUAUGUGGGAGGAGUAG
Ramularia collo-cygni is the source of this 3909-nucleotide messenger RNA. RefSeq names its product related to multidrug resistance protein. Gene Ontology annotation, biological process: transmembrane transport. The transcript has 2 exons. Gene Ontology annotation, molecular function: ATP binding; ATP hydrolysis activity; ABC-type transporter activity. The coding region runs from base 1 to 3909 and encodes 1302 amino acids. The record is from RefSeq and is a predicted model, not a curated record. Gene Ontology annotation, cellular component: membrane. Lineage: Eukaryota; Fungi; Ascomycota; Dothideomycetes; Mycosphaerellales; Mycosphaerellaceae.